AGAGAAGCAGGAAAAAAGGCUGGGUAGAGAGAGAGAGAGAGCGAAAAAUGAAGAAAUGAAGGAAUGAAUGGAAGGAGGGGUUGCGAUGCUGAGGCAGGUCAUAGGACAGAUUCAAGAGCUCUGGGAUCUCUACGGCUCUCUCCCUCUUUCCCAUCCUUACUCCCUCCAAUCCCAUCCAUGGUGUUUCCUUGAUCUUGAUAAGGAUUCUGUGGAUGAUGGUUGCUACAACCUUAUACUGAGUAGAGGAAAAUCCGGAAGCUUAAAGAUGGUGGAAGCUAUCAAAUCUCCGCCCGCCAAAAAAUCUCGAAGGGAGAGGAACCGCGAGAGAAUGCUCUCUGCUACUUGCUCUAAUAUGGAUGAGAGGAUCUGGAAAGAAUUCCCUGAGGACCUCUUUGAAGCAGUCGUAGCAAGGCUCCCUGUUGCGACGGUCCUCCGCUUCCGGUCCGUCUGCAGGAAAUGGAAUUCCUUACUGGCCUCUCACAGCUUCUCUCAGCGCUGUGCUGAAGUUCCACAGGCCUAUCCUUGGUUCUACACUAUUACCCAUGAAAAUGUCAACAGUGGGGCCAUGUAUGACCCUUCAUCAGAGAAAUGGCACCACCCCACCAUCCCAUCUCUAUCUCUAGCCAUGAAGAUGAUCAUCCUCCCUGUUGCUUCAGCUGGUGGGCUUGUCUGCUUUUUAGACAUCGGGCAUCGGAACUUUUAUGUCUGCAACCCUCUAACUCAAUCGUUCCGAGAACUGCCCGCCAGGUCAGUCCGCGUCUGGUCUCGUGUGGCCGUGGGGAUGACUCUGAAUGGAAAUUCGACAAGUGGUGGCUACAAGAUCCUGUGGCUAGGAUGCAAUGGGGAUCACGAGGUUUAUGAUUCGCUUAGCAACAGUUGGACUCGUCCUGGAAGCAUGCCUUCAAGCAUCAAGCUGCCGCUCGUUCUGAAUUUCCGGUCUCAGGCUGUGUCUGUCGAUGGCAAGCUCUACUUCAUGCGGGCCAACCCAGACGGCGUCGUGUCCUACGACAUGAGCAGCGGUGUCUGGAAGCAGUAUGCGAUCCCACCGCCGCCGCACUUGACAGACCACACGCUGGCAGAGUCAGGGGGGCGGAUCAUGCUCGUGGGGCUGCUGACGAAGAAUGCGGCCACAUGUGUGUGCAUAUGGGAGCUGCAGAAGAUGACUCUGUUGUGGAAGGAGGUUGACAGAAUGCCAAAUAUAUGGUGCUUGGAGUUUUACGGAAAGCACGUGAGAAUGACAUGCCUGGGCAACAAGGGGCUGCUCAUGCUGUCAUUGAGGUCGAGGCAGAUGAACCGCCUGGUGACCUACAAUGUAUCGAGUGGGGACUGGCAGAGAGUGCCAGGCUGCAUGCUCCCGCGAGGGAGGAAGCGGCAGUGGAUUGCAUGCGGUACAGCAUUCCACCCGUCCUUGACUGCUCUGGCCUGAUUCUUUCCCUGGAUUCUGGGUGAGAAAAAAAAGGUAUGGGUUUUUUCUGGCUUUAGUUAUAUCUCAGUUAUCUGCAAUCCAGAAAUUUUGUGUCGUGUCGUAUCGUAUCUGAUUAUAUGAUGUACGAUGGUGAUGAUGAUGGCGGUCAGAAUGGGAACUAUCGCUGCUUUCUUCGUCACUGUAUAGACAUGAAAGAUGGUAUAGUUGUGGGUCAGGUUGCAUUAGACAAGCUUAGUGUUAAUUUAUCUUUUGUUUCUUCUAAAGACAAGACUAUUUCCCUUG
Messenger RNA from Magnolia sinica, 1708 nucleotides. Its product is annotated as F-box only protein 6. The record is from RefSeq and is a predicted model, not a curated record. Bases 68 to 1426 code for a protein of 452 amino acids. Lineage: Eukaryota; Viridiplantae; Streptophyta; Magnoliopsida; Magnoliales; Magnoliaceae. The transcript has 2 exons. Gene Ontology annotation, molecular function: protein binding.